This is a messenger RNA of Saccharomyces cerevisiae S288C, 1083 nucleotides long. RefSeq names its product transcription factor IME1 (gene IME1). The transcript has a single exon. Gene Ontology annotation, cellular component: nucleus. Lineage: Eukaryota; Fungi; Ascomycota; Saccharomycetes; Saccharomycetales; Saccharomycetaceae. The record is from RefSeq and is marked reviewed. Bases 1 to 1083 code for a protein of 360 amino acids.
AUGCAAGCGGAUAUGCAUGGAAAACUUCACGCUGCCUUAGAAGAUGGUUUCUUCCUCUUUCCUUUUGAACAGCAACAACAACCUAACAUUUAUUAUGACACAACCACCGAUCAAGAAGACCGUCCUUGUUUUUCUUUUGGAUCUACAAUUUCCCCUAGAAGUUGGCAUUUUGAAAAGUCUGACAAAAUUGCCUCAUCUCAGCUGCAGAACUUGGUUCAUACACAACCAAUUCAUUUAAUUAAUCCUCAAAUAUUGUUCAAUGAAGAGUUUCUGAAUUUGGAAAAUAUUGAUUCUCAGCCUAUUUCCAAGGAAACGAAAACUACGAAGGACUGCACAAUGGCAACUGGUCCUGAAAGAGGAAAAAAGAGCUCUGAAAGUACCAGAUCCUCUUCAUUAUCAUCUCUUUUUUCUAAUGAUGAAUCCGCAUCUACGUUCCACUCAUCAUUCAAUAACCAUGAUAACUUUCAAAAGAGCAACAGAAAUGGAGAUGAUAUCGAUAUUAGUGACACAAUAAAAUAUGAAACUAAUACAAAUGCACAAAAAGAUAUCAAAAUAUUCCAAGAAAAUUUUGAAUUCAAUGAAUUCCCAUACACACAAGACUUCUACCCAUAUACCACUAAUUAUACCUAUUCAAAACCCACAAAUAUUCAUGAAUCAAUAAAUUCAAAAAACACGGAUUCAUACUCCCAAUAUCAAGAUCAGUUUCCACCACAUACUGAUAACAUACAUUCCUUUAAUAAUCGUCACUAUAGCAACCAUAAAAGCACUAAUUGUAAUUACUAUAAUAAUACCAGCAAUAAUAACAACGCCUCCGAUAAUGUAUAUGAGGCAGAUCCAUUUAUAGAUGAACCUCAGGUGCCCUCCUACUAUUACCCAUUAGAAAUUGCCUUCGACGUUGAAAAAUCACCACCGCCAUCACUACAAAAAUUAAAUUCAAAAGAGUUAGAAUUCCUAAAAAAGUUGAACUCCAAACUGUCAAGAUAUGCUGCGGCUUACUCCUUCAGCAGUUCUAAUGAUCAAGAUUAUUAUGACAAGGUCAGGUUUCAAGAAAUAUCCUACAAGUUUAGUAAAACCUAUUCUUAA